CCCGGAAGAAAACGAGGUGGGGUAAAAGGUCAGGGGUUGUGAAAACGACAUGUCGGAGAAGCUGGGGAAAGGGGGGAAGCGUCAGAAGAUGCAAGGCGAUGCAGCAAAAGCGGAGGAGGCUGCGAGCCCUGGGGAAGACCGAGAUGCACCUGUCGAGCAGGGCCAGGUCCUGUUCCCGCCGUCGUUCAGCGUCUCCGAAAUCAAGAACAAGCAGCGGCGCCAUUUCAUGUUUCUGCGCUGGAAGCAACAGCAGAGGAAGGAAAGGUUAGCCCUCAAGAAAAAGCGAAAAAAGGAGCGAGAAGCCCUUGGAGACAAGGCACCACCAAAACCAGUACCAAAGACAAUUGAAAACCAGCGUCUAUAUGAUGAAACCACAGUAGAUCCCAAUGAUGAAGAGGUUGCUUUGGAUGAAGCCACAGAUGAAUUUGCCCCAUACUUCACUAGACAGACAGUUCCAAAGAUUCUUAUUACAACAUCUGACAGGCCCCGAGGGAGAACUGUGAGAUUCUGUGAACAGUUAUCAAAGUGCAUUCCAAAUUCACAUGUUUACUAUCGAAGAGGACUGGCUCUUAAAAGAAUUAUUCCACAGUGUAUUUCAAGGGACUUCACAGACCUGAUUGUUAUUAAUGAAGAUCGAAAAAUACCAAAUGGGCUUGUGUUAAGUCAUUUGCCUGAUGGUCCAACUGCUCAUUUUAAGAUGAGUAGUGUUCGUCUACGUAAAGAAAUAAAGCGAAAAGGAAAAGAUCCCACUGAACACAAGCCUGAAGUAAUUCUGAACAACUUUACAACACGAUUAGGACAUUCUAUUGGUCGUAUGUUUGCUUCUCUCUUUCCUCAUGAUCCUCAGUUUGUUGGUAGACAGGUGGCAACAUUUCACAAUCAGAGGGAUUAUAUCUUUUUUCGAUUUCAUAGAUACAUCUUUAAAAAUGAAAAAAGAGUGGCAAUUCAAGAACUUGGCCCACGUUUUACCUUGAAAUUGAGGUCUCUUCAGAAAGGAACAUUUGAUUCCAAGUUUGGAGAAUAUGAGUGGAUUCACAAGCGCCGUGAAAUGGACACAAGUCGAAGGAAAUUCCACUUAUAAGAGCAUCUACAGCAGCAGAUCAGAAACAUGGACACAGAACCAGUGAUGAUGAUGUCAGCUUACUUUUAUGGUGCAAUAAAACUUUAGUAAAAAAAGA
This is a messenger RNA of Sphaerodactylus townsendi, 1178 nucleotides long. RefSeq names its product ribosome production factor 1 homolog (gene RPF1). The record is from RefSeq and is a predicted model, not a curated record. Gene Ontology annotation, biological process: maturation of LSU-rRNA; maturation of 5.8S rRNA. Gene Ontology annotation, molecular function: rRNA primary transcript binding. Gene Ontology annotation, cellular component: preribosome, large subunit precursor; nucleolus. NCBI's taxonomy places the organism in Eukaryota, Metazoa, Chordata, Lepidosauria, Squamata, Sphaerodactylidae. The transcript has 9 exons. The coding region runs from base 50 to 1081 and encodes 343 amino acids.